AUGACCACACCUACAAGAACACAAGCUUACGUAGCCCGACCACCAAAACAAGAAGGACAAACAAACAUCCAGCUGGAAGAUGUCACCUACAAACCCCUCGGACCCACCGAGCUCCUAGUCGAAAUCGCAGCCGCGUCCAUUUGCCACACGGAUAUCAAAGCUGCACAAGGCAACUUCCAUAUGAAGCCUCCCUUCAUCAUAGGCCACGAAGCGGCCGGGACUGUCGAAGCUGUUGGCGAUAAAGUCUCCUACGUCCAAUGUGGCGACAAAGUGGCCCUAUCCUAUUCCCAUUGCCAAAAAUGUCGAUUUUGCUUGACGGGGCGACAAGCCUACUGCGAGGAGAUCUUCCCCCUCAACUUCGGAGGCCAAAGGGAUAAUGGAUCUUCCGUUGUCCAAGACACAGCAGAAGGAACAGGGAGUGUAAAAGGCCUCUUCUUCGGCCAAUCUUCCAUGAGCCGUCUCGCCAUUGUUAGGGAAAGUUGUGCAGUCAAAUUACCACCCACCACAACAAAAGACGACCUAACCCUCUUCGCCUCCCUCGGCUGCGGACACCAAACAGGCGCCGGCGCAAUUCUCAACGUCGCUCGACCUCCACCCGGUAGUAGGAUCGUUGUCUUCGGAGCCGGAGCCGUGGGUUUGAGCGCCAUCAUGGCUGCGAAACUUUCCACCCCAGAGCUUCUGGUGCUCGUCGACAAUUCCCAGACAAAACUCGACAUGAUCGCCAAAGAGAUCGUACAGGAUGUAGCGAUUGUCAACUGCGCCUCGCUCUGGAACGAGGGAGAGCUGGCUACCUUCAUUAAAGACCUCACGCCCGAUGGGAGGGGUGUGGAUUUUGUGGUUGAGUGUACUGGGAAUGAAGCUGUGAAUGUUGAGGCUCAUGAGUGUUUGGAUAAGUUAGGAACACUGGUGAAUGUUGGAUCGAGCGCGGGGGCGAAGGCUGGGUACGAAAUUGGGAAGCAGCUUGUCAAGGGGGUUACGGUUAGGGGAACGCAUCAGGGAGAUUCAGUCCCGAGGGUGAUGGUUCCGAGGAUGGUUGAAAUGUGGCGGGCUGGGAGGUUUCCUUUCGAUCGAUUGCUCACGAGGUACGGGUUCGAGGAUCUGGACAAGGCGUUGCGGGAUUUGGGGGAGGGAAAGAUUGUCAAGCCGGUUUUGGUACUGUGA
Molecule: messenger RNA, 1161 nt
Organism: Fulvia fulva
Lineage: Eukaryota; Fungi; Ascomycota; Dothideomycetes; Mycosphaerellales; Mycosphaerellaceae
Product: Aryl-alcohol dehydrogenase
Exons: 1
Coding region: 1-1161 (386 amino acids)
Molecular function (GO): oxidoreductase activity; zinc ion binding
Source: RefSeq, a predicted model, not a curated record